Molecule: messenger RNA, 517 nt
Organism: Austrofundulus limnaeus
Lineage: Eukaryota; Metazoa; Chordata; Actinopteri; Cyprinodontiformes; Rivulidae
Product: cingulin
Source: RefSeq, a predicted model, not a curated record
AAAAACAAGAACUGAAUUCUGAAAGAGCAAAAUCAGUUCAACUUAAAAAUCAGAUCAAACAUCUUGAGCACAAAAACGAGAAGAAUCUCGCUGAAAUGAAAGCACAAAGAACUGCUUUUAAAAAGGCCACCGACCGUACUAUGCAACUGGAACAAUCUUUGAUGGCUAAAAAACAARAGACUGAACAGGUAGAGAAAUCUCUGGACCGUUUAAAGAAAUACAUCGAAGAACAAAAGAAAGAAUGGAAUGAAGAAAGAACAGGCCUCCUUGUUCAGCAGUACCAGAUGCGUGCCCAAUAUGAACGAGCUGCCGCCAAAAUACAAGAGACUCUGCUGUCUGAGAGACGAGAUUUAGAACACUCACAACACCAGGUGAGGCUUCUAGAAACCUCAYACAAAGCAAAAUGCGCUGAACUUCAGCAAGUAAAGGGCUCGACACACGGGAGGCGACGUCGCUCGCUCUCCAUUCAUGUCUUAUGGAGCGUGUGCGGUGAGGCGACAAUCGCUUGCCCUCCUCC